Aptenodytes forsteri (emperor penguin) is the source of this 1650-nucleotide messenger RNA. RefSeq names its product zinc finger DHHC-type containing 18 (gene ZDHHC18). The coding region runs from base 178 to 1233 and encodes 351 amino acids. The transcript is spliced from 8 exons. Gene Ontology annotation, cellular component: endoplasmic reticulum; Golgi apparatus. The record is from RefSeq and is a predicted model, not a curated record. Gene Ontology annotation, biological process: protein targeting to membrane; peptidyl-L-cysteine S-palmitoylation. Gene Ontology annotation, molecular function: protein-cysteine S-palmitoyltransferase activity. Lineage: Eukaryota; Metazoa; Chordata; Aves; Sphenisciformes; Spheniscidae.
UCUUUUAACAGCUGCCCCUUCCUUGCCAGUCACCUCACCUUGGCCAUCCCCAUCAUUGCAGCCGUCCUCUUCUUCUUUGUCAUCAGCUGCCUGCUCCAGACAAGCUUCAGAGACCCAGGUAUCCUGCCCAGAGCCACCCCAAGUGAGGCCGCAGACCUGGAAAAGCGAAUCGACAGCAUGGGUACCUCUACCUAUCGCCCGCCGGCCCGCACGAUGGAAGUGGUCAUAAACAAGUACGUGGUGAAACUCAAGUACUGCUACACCUGCAAAAUGUUCCGUCCUCCACGCACCUCUCACUGCAGUGUCUGCGACAACUGUGUCGAGAGGUUUGAUCACCACUGCCCCUGGGUGGGCAACUGCGUGGGGAAGCGCAACUAUCGCUACUUCUAUGCCUUCAUCCUCUCCCUCUCCUUCCUGACAGCCUUCAUCUUCGCUUGUGUCGUCACCCACCUCACUUUGCGCUCUCAGAGAGAUGGAUUCCUCGCCACUCUGAAGACAACACCUGCCAGUGUGCUGGAGCUGGUGAUUUGUUUUUUCUCAGUCUGGUCUAUUUUGGGCCUCUCAGGUUUUCACACUUACUUAGUCGCCUCCAACCUGACGACAAACGAAGAUAUCAAAGGGUCCUGGUCAAAUAAGAGGGGCUCGGAGUUUGCCAAUCCGUACAGCCAUAAAAGUAUCCUCACAAACUGCUGCGCGGUGCUGUGUGGACCAUUCCAUCCCAGUUUGAUAGACAGAAGAGGAUUUAUCCAGCCAGAUGUCGGGACCCCGUCCAGUCCUAAGGGCGAAAUCCCUUCCUUUGGAGCCAAAACUGACACCAGCAUGUAUCAAGAGCCCUGGUGGCCUGCAGCCCUCUGCCUCUCGUGGAGCGCCCGGCGGGAAGCCAAGACACCGCGGGCAACACCCGAGACUACAGCCAUGACCACCACGAGUGCCUCCGCUCGCCAGGGCUACGUGGCUGCGCCUUCCUCCCUCCCGCCGCAAGAGAGGGGGGAAAGCAGCCGUGCACAAGGAAAAGCUUUUCCAACCCCUCUCCGGGAGCCGGGACGGCCGUCCCGCGGGUUCAAAGCUCAAAGCCAUACAGCCGCCCCAUCCGAGUGCAAUAACUGGAGUUCCUGCUGUCUCCUGCCACUGGACGGACUCGCGCAAUCGAGCGGAGGCCGCCGGUGGCUCCCCGUAACCACCAGCCUUACCCCCAGUGAAGGUGUCUCCCCUCCCGUAGAUGCUGGAAGAUAGCGGUUAGCAUUCCAGCGGGCUUUCGAAACGAGCAGGCUUCGUGCCAGCGCAUUUACAGCCGAGCCGGUGGCGUUACACGCCCGACCCCACCAGCCCCUCUCCGAGCCGUGUCCGUGUGUCAGAGGACUCUGCUCUGCGGACGGGAGUUAGCGCGUGGUCGGAGUUUACCCUUGCAAAACCCCCUCCGGCCAGCUGCCCCUUUCCUGUUCCGUCUUAGCACGGCUCUAGUCUUAGGGGAAGGAGUUCAAGCCCCGCGGGACCUUGACCAGCCACCUCUGCGGCCGGCGUUGCCGGAGGCUGCAGCACAGGCUGGGUGCUCCAGCACCGGGUUCUCCCACCGCCGGCAGCCGGGCUGGGAGCUGCGCUGCGGAGCUGUGCAGCCAGGCCUGUCCCGUCCCCCCCCGAGCCCAGCCCAGA